GAAAUGGCAUUCUUGUCGGAGUGUAUCGGAGUUAGCGACCUCUGUUUUUUCGAUUUUUCGUGGUCUAUUGUCUUUCGUAUUCCGGAAAAUCAUGCCGUUCCAAAGGUUUGUACAAUCUGGCCGUGUGGCCUAUGCGAGCGAUGGACCUUAUCAAGGCAAACUAGUUACCAUCGUUGAUGUCAUCGAUCAGAAUCGAGUUCUAGUCGAUGGUCCAUCAUCAGGAGUACCUCGUGGUGAAAUGAGACUUAAUGAGCUUCACUUGACAAAAUUCCGUUUACGUUUUCCGUUUUCUGGAUCCACUCAUGUCGUGCGUAAAGCAUGGAAUUCAGCUAAUAUUAACGAACUUUGGAAAGAGACAAUGUGGGCCAAAAAAGUUGAAGCCAAGAAGAAGCGUGCAGAACUCAGCGAUUUUGACCGCUUCAAACUGCGUAAAGCAAGGCAGAUAAGAAAUAAAUUGCGGACGGAUGCGUUUUACAGAUUAAAAAAGAAAACUAAGAAAGUUAAAGCUGGUGAUGCAGCGAGUAAAAGCGCGAAAAAAGCUGAAAAGAAAUAAUAACAUUCUGAAUUAAAUACAAGAUUAUUUUA
Molecule: messenger RNA, 585 nt
Organism: Trachymyrmex septentrionalis
Lineage: Eukaryota; Metazoa; Arthropoda; Insecta; Hymenoptera; Formicidae
Gene: RpL14
Product: 60S ribosomal protein L14-like
Exons: 4
Coding region: 92-553 (153 amino acids)
Biological process (GO): ribosomal large subunit biogenesis; translation
Cellular component (GO): ribosome; cytosolic large ribosomal subunit
Molecular function (GO): RNA binding; structural constituent of ribosome
Source: RefSeq, a predicted model, not a curated record